This is a messenger RNA of Momordica charantia (bitter melon), 1109 nucleotides long. Its product is annotated as peroxidase 2. Gene Ontology annotation, biological process: response to oxidative stress; hydrogen peroxide catabolic process. Lineage: Eukaryota; Viridiplantae; Streptophyta; Magnoliopsida; Cucurbitales; Cucurbitaceae. Gene Ontology annotation, molecular function: heme binding; peroxidase activity. The record is from RefSeq and is a predicted model, not a curated record.
UCCUCAAAGAUUCUCUGUUAAAGAAAUGGCUUUCUACAAAGCAUUAGCCUUUAUUCUGCUCGCGGCCAUGCUGAUGGCUGCCGGGCCGGCAGCAGCACAGCUGAGCCCGACGUUCUAUGACGCCACAUGCCCCGACGUUGCCACCAUCGUCAGCAAUGCAUUGGCCCAAGCUCUCCAAACCGACGCCCGAGCUGGUGCUAAACUCAUCCGCUUUCACUUCCACGACUGCUUCGUCAACGGAUGCGAUGGGUCGGUUCUACUUGAAGACUCGGUAGCAGACGGCAUAGACAGCGAGCAAAACGCGCCGGGAAACCAAGGGAUACAAGGCCAAGAUAUAGUCGCGAACAUCAAAACAGCGGUGGAAAACGCCUGCCCGGGCGUCGUCUCCUGCGCCGACAUCUUAGCCAUUGCAUCCAAUGCUUCUGUGGUUUUGGCAGGAGGAGAGGGAUGGGAGGUGCCAUUGGGAAGAAGAGACAGCAGAAUAGCUAAUAGAUCGGGAGCUGAGAGCAACCUUCCCAGCCCUUUUGAAGGAGUUGCAAAUCUUACUGCCAUGUUUGCUAACGUUGGUCUUGAUUCCACUGAUCUUGUCGCUUUGUCUGGAGCACACACGUUCGGGCGUUCAAGGUGCAGGUUCUUCAGUGGGCGUCUGAACAACUUCAACGGAACCCAAAGCCCCGACCCGACACUGGACCCUACCUACAGAGACGUUCUUCUGGAGGCCUGCCCUCAGGGCGGGGACGACAAUCGUGUCAAUCUUGAUCCGACAACUCCCGACCAAUUCGACAACAACUACUUCACCAAUCUGCAGGCCCAGCGCGGGCUUCUUACCAGCGACCAGGUCCUGUUCUCCACCGCCACCGCCGCCACGGUGGACGUCGUCAACCGCUUCGCCGGAAGCCAGGCGGAGUUCUUCGCAGGAUUUGGGGCGUCCAUGGUGAAGAUGGGGAAUAUCGGCCCCAAGACGGGGACCGAUGGGGAAAUUAGGCUCACUUGUUCUACAGUCAAUCCUUUGCCUUCUGUUGCUGAUAUGUAAAUUUUUUUUUUUUUAAUUGUGUGAAAGUGUUUUGUUUCUGUGUGGGAUUUAAUGAAUAAUUCCCUCAUUUGGCCUA